Messenger RNA from Scleropages formosus (Asian bonytongue), 1966 nucleotides. It is a transcript of the gene bmp5, whose product is annotated as bone morphogenetic protein 5. The coding region runs from base 77 to 1450 and encodes 457 amino acids. Gene Ontology annotation, cellular component: extracellular region. Gene Ontology annotation, molecular function: growth factor activity; cytokine activity. The transcript is spliced from 7 exons. NCBI's taxonomy places the organism in Eukaryota, Metazoa, Chordata, Actinopteri, Osteoglossiformes, Osteoglossidae. The record is from RefSeq and is a predicted model, not a curated record.
UUUCAGCCCGGGUACCCCGCGAUCUCCCGCCGCCCGGCAUGGAGACCUGACGGCCGUUCGUGCGUAAAGCGUGUGGAUGAAGGUAACCGAGAUGAAGGCGUCGCGCCUCUUCGCUCGGCUCGCCCUCGGACUCCUCCUGUGGGUCUGUCUCGCCUUCCCGCAGCCCGUCCACGGCGGCGGUUUGGCCGACAACCACGUGCACUCGAGCUUCAUCUACCGCCGGCUGCGCAGCCACGAGCGCAGGGAGAUCCAGAGGGAGAUCCUGUCCAUCCUGGGCUUACCGCACCGCCCCAGGCCCUUCUCUCCGGGGAAGCAGGCGUCCUCGGCUCCUCUCUUCAUGCUGGACCUGUACAACGCCAUGGCAACCGAGGACGAGGACGCCGUGCUAGAGGAGGCUGGGAAACUGACAGGGACCCAAGAAAGGAGCCGAGGGGGACACCGCGCAGGGCAGUCCCGUGCGCCCCAGCCGUACCGGGCCGCGCCGCUCAGCAGCCAGAGUCCCCCGCUGGCCUCCGCACAUGACACCAACUUCCUCAACGACGCAGACAUGGUCAUGAGCUUCGUCAAUUUGGUUGAGAGGGAUAAGGAUUUUUCACACCAGCGGAGACACUUCAAGGAGUUCCGGUUUGACCUCACUCAGAUCCCGGACGGCGAGGCCGUGACCGCUGCUGAGUUUCGGAUCUACAAAGACCACAGUCACGCCCGGUAUGAGAACAGCACCCUGAAGGUCAGCAUAUACCAGGUCAUCAAGGAGUAUCAAAACAAAGAUGCAGAGACGUUUUUGUUAGAUUCUAAGAAGAUAAAGGCUUCCGAUGGCGGCUGGCUGGUCUUUGACAUCACAGCCACAAGUAAUCACUGGGUACUAAACCCUCAGCAGAAUAUGGGCCUCCAACUCUGCGUCGAGACCAUGGACGGCCGCAGCGUCAACUUCAAAUCCGCUGGCAUCAUUGGUAGAACCGGCCCGCAGUCUAAGCAGCCCUUUCUGGUGGCGUUCUUCAAGGCCAGCGAGGUGCUGCUCCGCUCUGUGAGGGCGGCUGGAGGCAAGCGGAAAAAUCACAGCCGGAACAAGUCGGCAAGCCCUCAGGAGACCUCGAGGGCCCCGAAAAGUGGAGACCAAAACACCAGUGAGCAAAAGCAAGCCUGCAAGAAGCAUGAACUUUACGUCAGUUUUCGAGAUUUGGGGUGGCAGGACUGGAUUAUUGCACCUGAAGGUUACGCUGCCUUUUACUGCGACGGAGAAUGCUCCUUCCCACUCAACGCACAUAUGAAUGCAACAAAUCACGCUAUUGUGCAGACUUUGGUCCAUCUAAUGUUUCCUGACAACGUGCCAAAACCCUGCUGUGCCCCAACGAAGCUGAACGCUAUAUCAGUGCUCUACUUUGACGACAGUUCAAACGUUAUCUUGAAGAAAUACAGGAACAUGGUGGUCAGGUCGUGCGGAUGUCAUUGAGGAGGUUAAGCUGGGCGAGUCUGUCUCCAGAUGUGCAGCGUCGCUGGAAAACAUAUCAAUGUUCUAGAUGCGUAUUCUGACGUGUGAUGUACAGUGUUAUGUAUAUAUUAGUUCCUUCUACUUAUUUAUUUUCCCUCAUUUCUGUGACAAUACUCGUUCUUUUCACCACUUCUAAAUUAGAAUUGAGGGCUUGAUUCAAUCCAUUUGCAGUGUUCCUCGACACCCAUAGCGACUGUUGGCCUCUGUGUUUGUUAACCAAAGCUCUGUGUUGAGGUCAUAGUGUCUUCCGGUACUUUAACAGAUCACCUUUCACCUUGUUGCAGCGAUCCUUAGGCAGACUGUAAAGUCUGAGUGAUGUAUGACAUUGUUCAUUUGGCUCAUUCGCCCAAACCUGGGCCUUUUUCUGAGUAACAUCACAUGAAUUGCAUUACUUUUAGAAGCAUAUUCAAACUGUAUUGAUAGUAGCUGCAACUGAAAAAAAAUUUAAACCCAAAAUUUAAUAGCAAAACACGAUUA